Blepharisma stoltei is the source of this 1445-nucleotide messenger RNA. Lineage: Eukaryota; Ciliophora; Heterotrichea; Heterotrichida; Blepharismidae. The record is from the annotation of a GenBank genome assembly.
AUGGAUAACUCUCAUUCUACACAGAGUUUAAUUACUUCUCCUACUAAAUGAAGUUGGUCCUAUGGAACUGAUAAUGAAGCUGGGCCAGGUAGCUAUAAUAUUCCGACUAUUAUAGGAUACCAGUCAUGCAGGUACAGAAAUUCUCCUAAACCAACAAUCCCAAAAGCAGCUAAAGAAAGCAAGGUUUAUUACUGCCGAUCUCUCAGCAAAGAGUUUUAUGGGACGCAUUCGCCGCCGCUUACAGCCUAUAACCCUAAUUUGUCAUUUACAGAAAAAAAUGAGGCUUCGGUUAAAAUUGGGACUGCGAAACAAAGAGAUUUGCAAUUUAUUGAAACUCAUAGAGACAGGUCUCCUGGGCCAAUUUAUGGGUAUAAGACUGAUAUGAAUCAAGAUGUACAUAUAGGGAGCUCGUUCUCCAGGGCGUCAAGGGAUGUGACACCGUCAAGAAAUCCGGGACCAAAUGCAUAUACGCCUGUAUUGAGGCCGAGAUCUUCAUAUAUUACUAUGAAAGGUAUUAUUUUUUAUAUAAGUUUUGGUAUAUUUUGAUAAAUAUUAUAGAAAAAUAAUAUUCAGCGCAAUUAUUAUACAUAUUCCCCGGAUAAAAUAUACCUGAAAAACUAUGAAAGAUAUAUGAAAGGAAAAAUCAGUCCUGGGCCUGCGAAAUAUAAUGUUAGUGAUACAAAAAUAGUAAAAAAGGCUUAUAUAUCCAAGGUUGGCAGAGAUGCCUAUGAAAGUAAAGGAUAUUUUAGUGAAAAGAGAAUCACCUGGCCCUGGGACUUAUUUUAAAGCUGGGCUGCAUGCUAAGACAAGAUCUUACCUUAUCUUUAUUAACAGACAGGCUCUCCUCCUAAUUUUUCACAAUCACCGAGGACCUUCGAUAUGGGAAAUUCAACCGCUUUAUGAACCAUGCAUUCUACCAAAGGAUGGCAGUGUCUAAUACUUGCCUUUCGGCUGCAGUGUUGAGUUGGCGGUCUUCGGACUUGUGCAGUCUUGCUUAAAAUUGUUGGAUGCAGAAAAAUACCAAAAAUUGGAAUUUCUGGUCGAAUCUCAGCAAAAAGGGAAAACACAUAGCCCAUGGUGUAACUCCUGGUUUCACGUUGGUGAAGUGCCUGAUUGGUCUAGGCAUCCCUGUAGAUAUUGUCAGGCGACCCUUUUCCAAAUCUGUGCCACCCUCCCUUGAGGUAAAAUCCAUCCUUGAAAGCGGAGUUGGGCUAGGCUCUGGACGUCAAGAAUUGCUUAACCAUUUUUUGUGGCGGCAAAAAUUUUUCCGGAUAUAAUUAAAUAUGUGCUUGUAGGAAGGUCUAGCCGAUCGCGAAGCGCUGAAACGCCAGUUUAGUUAUGCUAAGACAAGAUCAGUUUCUUUUGGAACUGGAAGUAGAGAUGUUGAUGUGAGAAAUUGUAAAAUAUAUAUAGAUGGAAAAUCCGAUGAGAUGUUUAAGGCUUAA